UUGAUUUUCAGAUUUCCAAUGGAAUUGGACGUUGAUGCUUCUGAAAGGUUUUUAAUGAAAAGGUUGGCAGGAAAAGUUGCACUGGUAACAGGAGGCGCAAGGGGAAUCGGAGCAGCCACGGCCAAAGUCUUUGCCCAACACGGAGCUCAUGUCGUCAUUGCUGACAUUUUAGACGAUCUUGGCACCAACUUAGCCCAUUCAAUCAACGGCCGCUACAUUCACUGCGAUGUUUCUGUCGAACCAGACGUUGAAUCUGCAAUCAACCUCGCCAUUACUUGGAAAGGAAAGCUCGACGUCAUCUUCAACAAUGCUGGGAUUUCUGGUUCCGAUGGAAGCACAACCGCCAUAGAUAUGGAACAAGUGAAACGGGUAAUUUCAGUGAACUUAAACGGCAUCAUUCAUGGCAUUAAAUACGCAGCAAAAGCAAUGAUCAAAGGGGGACAAGGCGGAUCUAUCAUAUGCACUUCAAGUUCCGCAGCAAUAAUGGGUGGUCUAGGGGGGCAUGGGUAUACAUCGUCGAAAGCAGCCAUAACAGGGUUGGUGAGAAGCUGCGCUUGUGAACUGGGUAAAGAGGGGAUUCGAGUGAACUGCAUAUCGCCCCAUGGGGUGCCAUCGGAAAUGCUUGUUAGUGCAUACAGGAGAUUGCUGGGGCAGGAGGAGAUGGGAGUUGAAGAAGUGAGUAAGAUUGUGGGAGAAAGAGGAAGUUUGCUGAAAGGGAGAGCUGCAACAGUGGAAGAUGUAGCGAACGCAGCAGUGUUUCUGGCAAGCGAGGAGUCCGGAUUUAUAACAGGACAUAAUUUGGUCAUCGAUGGAGGUUAUACUUCUGGUUGCAGCACCAUGAGCUUCAUCUAUCAGUAA
Molecule: messenger RNA, 858 nt
Organism: Carica papaya (papaya)
Lineage: Eukaryota; Viridiplantae; Streptophyta; Magnoliopsida; Brassicales; Caricaceae
Gene: ATA1
Product: TAPETUM 1
Source: RefSeq, a predicted model, not a curated record